AUGCCUUUCAACACUGCUCUAACGAGAGCCCUGGGCAUCUCAGUCCCGGUCGUGCAGGGAGGUAUGCAAUGGGUGGGAUAUGCAGAGCUUGCUGCUGCCGUCAGUAACGCCGGUGGACUGGGUAUUCUCACGGCCCUUACUCAACCGACCCCGGAAGACCUUCGCAAAGAGAUCCGAAAGUGCAAGGCCAUGACCAAGAAGCCCUUUGCCGUGAACAUCACCCUCCUCCCCGCACUCGUUCCCCCAGACUACGGCGCCUAUGCUCAGGUGGUCAUCGACGAAGGUAUCAAGAUUGUCGAGACAGCGGGAAACAACCCAGGCCCAGUUAUUGAAAAGCUCAAGAAGGCCAACACCACCAUCCUCCACAAAUGCACGACUAUUCGUCAUGCCAAGUCUGCUGUGAAACUGGGCGUCGACUUCUUGUCUAUCGACGGAUUCGAAUGUGCAGGCCAUGUCGGCGAAACGGACAUCACCAACUUCAUUCUCCUCAGUCGCGCGCGUCAGGAGCUCAAGACCCCGUUUAUUGCAUCUGGUGGGUUUGCUGACGGUCAGGGACUGGCUGCUGCUCUGGCUCUUGGAGCCGAGGGUAUCAACAUGGGUACUCGAUUCAUGUGCACAAUUGAAGCACCCAUUCACAUCAACGUCAAGGAGGCAAUUGUCAAGUCAGAUGAGACGCAGACGGCUUUGGUCAUGAGACGGUGGAAGAACACCACUCGUUUGUAUGGCAACAAGGUGGCCAAGGAGGCUCUGAAGGUGGAGAAGGAAAGCAAGACGGGCGAGUUCAGUGAUAUCGCGCCCUUCGUCAGUGGCAAACGCGGCCGAGAGGUUUUCUUGAACGGCGAUAUUGACUAUGGAGUCUGGACCGCCGGUCAAGUCAUUGGCCUAAUCCACGAUAUUCCGACUUGCGCUGAGCUUCUCCAGCGAAUCGAGAAGGAAGCCGUCGAGGCGCUGGACCGCUCCAGGUCGUUGCACACGGCAACCAUCCCCAGCAAGCUGUAG
Molecule: messenger RNA, 999 nt
Organism: Aspergillus niger
Lineage: Eukaryota; Fungi; Ascomycota; Eurotiomycetes; Eurotiales; Aspergillaceae
Exons: 4
Coding region: 1-999 (332 amino acids)
Molecular function (GO): nitronate monooxygenase activity
Source: RefSeq, a predicted model, not a curated record